This is a messenger RNA of Porites lobata, 264 nucleotides long. Lineage: Eukaryota; Metazoa; Cnidaria; Anthozoa; Scleractinia; Poritidae. The record is from the annotation of a GenBank genome assembly.
AUGUUUAUCUCUGCGGAAUGCCGCAUAGAGGUAUGUAUGGGGUACAUACAUGAUUCCAAUCCCAACUGGAGAAAAGAUGUGCAAGAAGAAAUCCUUAACGAAGAUGACAUUGUCUGUCCCAUCCAAUAAAGGAGACAUUGAGGCGGGAAAAAAGAUAACGAUUAGCUUGAUCCAGAACUUAAACAAUCUGUAAUUAAGACGGUGUCAAAUGCAGAGGACAUAGCUGAACAGCUGAAAGACUUUGCACAGUUUGUUGGUCACUAA